Molecule: messenger RNA, 1941 nt
Organism: Recurvomyces mirabilis
Lineage: Eukaryota; Fungi; Ascomycota; Dothideomycetes; Mycosphaerellales; Teratosphaeriaceae
Exons: 5
Coding region: 1-1941 (646 amino acids)
Biological process (GO): response to oxidative stress
Molecular function (GO): oxidoreductase activity, acting on single donors with incorporation of molecular oxygen, incorporation of two atoms of oxygen; heme binding; peroxidase activity
Source: RefSeq, a predicted model, not a curated record
AUGGUAGACCAAGCCGACCCCAUAAGCAACGAAUCCUGGUCCUUCGAACUCUCCCUCGCCGAGAACCUCGUUGUCAGCUUCUUCAAGCUCGUGAACAAAUAUAUCCCCUGGCACAAACUCCCCACCCUCCUGGCAACCUUCAACCUCCUCGCCUUCCGCUUCGAACUCCGCGCCAAGAACCUCUACGAUGGCUACGCCACCAAGGAGCCGCAAGCAAGCCUCGAAACCGACCCCUUGCUAGACAAGCGUUUCCUAGGAACCCGGAACUCAGAUGGCGAGUUCAACAGCCUCGAGAUGCCUAAGAUGGGGUGUGCGGGUAUGAGGUUUGGCCGGAAUGUGCCUCGGAAGUGUGCCAAGAAGCCUACGGAGGAAGAGAUGAUGACGCCCAAUCCGAGGUUGAUUAGCGAUACGUUCAUGAAGAGGACGGAGGAGGGUUUCAAGCCGGCUACGACGUUGAAUUUGUUGGCAGCGGCUUGGAUUCAGUUCCAAGUCCAUGAUUGGUUCUUCCAUGAGCAGCAAACGGGAGAUAAUUACCACAUCCCUCUCCCACCCAAAGACGACUGGCCGAGCAAAGAUGGAACGAUGGCAUUGCCCAAAUCAGUCCCAGAUGCCGUUCUUGAUCCUUCAGACAAGGCAUGCCCGGGCUACAAAAACGCCAACACGCCAUGGUGGGACGCCUCGCAACUCUAUGGCAAUUCAGAAGACCAGACGAAGUCACUACGGACGAAGCAUCCCGACGGUAAGCUCAUGUUAGAGGACGAUAACAAGGAGGCUUUUCUGCCGCGGGACGAAAAGACAGGACUACCUGUGACGGGGUUCAACAACAACUGGUGGAUCGGCCUAGAACUCCUCCACACCCUCUUCGCGCUCGAACACAACGCCGUCUGCACCACCCUCCGCACCGCAAACCCAACCUGGACUGGCGACCAAAUCUUCGACAAAGCCCGUCUCGUAAUCUCCGCCCUCAUGGCCAAAAUCCACACCGUAGAAUGGACGCCCGCUAUCCUCGCCCACCCCGCCCUACAAAUCGCAAUGGAUACCAACUGGUGGGGUCUCGUAGGCGAAACGCUGCACAAACUCGCCGGUAAGAUCCCAGGAGGCGAAGUUCUAGGCGGGAUCCCUGGAUCAGGUGUCGACCAAGAUGGGGUUCCUUACUCCCUGACCGAGGAGUUUGUGAGUGUUUACCGCAUGCACACACUCAUACCAGACAACAUCGCCUUCUUCUCCGCCACUUCCGGUGACCACGAACGCACCACCCCAAUCCAAGAUGUAGUCUUCGGCAAAGCCCGCGAUCCCCUCGACACGGGCGUGAGUUUCGCAGAUGCAUUCUAUUCCUUCGGCAUCAACUACCCGGGCGCUAUCACACAUAACAAUUACAGCUCCUUCCUACGCGGGCCAAUGGAUCCGGGGGAUGGUGUACCAAGGGACAUGGCUACGGUGGAUAUCCUUCGGGAUCGCGAGAGAGGGAUCCCACGGUACUGUGAGAUGAGGAGACUUCUGCAUAUGACGGCGCCGAAGUCCUUCCUCGAACUCACAGGCGGCACGGGCAAAGCCGGCGAUGCGGCGACGGCACUCGCGCAGAAGCUUGAAAGCGUGUACGAGGAUAUCGAAAAAGUAGACUUACUGAUCGGAAGCCACUGUGAGCCGCUACCAAAGGGCUUCGGGUUCAGCGAUACGGCCUUCCGCGUCUUCAUCCUCAUGGCCUCCCGCCGUCUAAAAUCCGACCGCUUCAUCGCUGGCCAAUGGGACGUCGAAACCUACACCCCCGAGGGUCUACAUUGGGUACAAUACACCACGAUGAAAGAUGUUUUGAUUCGACAUUUCCCCGAACUCACCGACACGCUCAAACACAGCAAGAAUGCUUUCGCGCCGUGGACGCAGAUGGAAGCGAGUAAGACUUACAAGGGCAGGGAGACGAAUGCACCCAAGAUGGCGAGUUAA